Molecule: messenger RNA, 1458 nt
Organism: Suillus discolor
Lineage: Eukaryota; Fungi; Basidiomycota; Agaricomycetes; Boletales; Suillaceae
Product: ARM repeat-containing protein
Exons: 7
Coding region: 1-963 (320 amino acids)
Biological process (GO): peptidyl-hypusine biosynthetic process
Molecular function (GO): deoxyhypusine monooxygenase activity
Source: RefSeq, a predicted model, not a curated record
AUGUCGGACGCAGUUUCUCCAAGGGAGCUCUCUGCCCUACGCGCUGCUCUCCUCAACACGAGUGGUACUGUUCCAUUGCACGAUCGUUUCAGAGCUCUCUUCACGUUGAAAAGUUUGAAGAAUGAUGAUGCAGUUAAGAUCAUCUCUGAAGGUUUCGCCGAUCACUCGGCACUGCUCAAGCAUGAGCUUGCGUACUGCUUAGGACAGAUGAAGCUCGUCUCAGCUCUCCCAGUUCUUCAAUCAGUACUGGAGAAUCUGGACGAGGAUCCGAUGGUACGGCAUGAGGCAGCAGAAGCAAUAGGCGCAAUCUCAUCGCCUGAUUUCAAGGUAGUCCUCACGAAGUACCUCGCAGAUCCCAAUAGGAGCGUGCGUGAAACGUGCGAGAUCGCGCUCGCCAAAAUUGAAUGGGAUAAUUCUGAAGAGGGACGCCAGCAUCUUGCGUCAAAAGAAUCUUCAGAUCAGACUCCGACAUACACCUCCAUCGACCCCGCUCCACCCUCCUCCAAACUUCUCUCUGGCCAACCCAAACCUGAUGAUUGUCUGAAUCUGCAAUCGUCUCCCUCCCGCUAUCGGGCUAUGUUUGCACUCCGCAACAUCGGGACGCCAGCAGCUGUAGAUGCACUAGCAGCAGGAUUCUCUGAUGACAGCGCCCUAUUCAAGCACGAAAUCGCCUUUGUUUUCGGUCAACUCUUGAGCGCGCACUCUGUACCCUCGCUGCUUAAUGUUCUGCAGGACGCAUCUGAGUCCGAUAUGGUGCGACACGAGGCUGCGGAGGCGCUUGGAGGAAUCGCCACACCUGAGGUGCUGCCCCAUCUUAAAGAAUGGAUGACACGCGAGGAUUCUCCGCGCGUUGUGCGGGAGAGCUGUCAGAUUGCUGUUGACAUGUGGGAGUAUGAGAACUCGGGGCAAUUCCAGUAUGCGAAUGGACUGGAGAGUGUUAUGAUAGAGGCCACACCUGCCUGAUCUGUGUCGUCGUCGAAUCUAAUUGUUAAUCAACUCAUAAAUGUGAUCAGCGCGCCAAAUUUGCGCCAAAUGUGAUGAUCUCCGGGAUCCCGAAAGGUCGGCAAGCCCUUAUGUUCUUUAUACAAUUAGUUUCUCCUCUGAUCUGCAUCUGCAUCACCAUUAGAUUCCAUUUACUCCGUAGGGAGACGAGACCAUAUAUAUUUCCUUUCCGCAGAACAAGCAGAAACGGACAAUCAUUCUACGCAUUCAUGACAUUGUCUCCGCUCCUAAUUUUCCCUCUUCUUCUGUUGCCCCAGGUCAGUGAUGUUAUUCUCUCAGCUGCAGGUUCAUGUCGGAUGAUCUUCAAGAGUCUCUUGAUGGCACCUGUCCCACCUUGCACAAGAAUAUGGGGCACUUCGCCCGUUGCUGAGUUCUGAACUUGUAUGGCCCUGCGGUGGCUAAUGAUCUUCGUGUCUUUGGUGUAUCUCUUGCUAUCGCUUUAGCAGCUACGCAAGC